GAGUUAACACGUCAUAAUAUAGCACCUAUACAACACUAACGAGUGUCGACAAACGAGUGUGACUAAAAAUUGUCUCGUAUGUGUUUUCUCACCACAAACCGGGUCCUUUGUGGACAAAGAGGAAUCCUUCUGGUUUCACAAGGUCGAUAUAAGUAGAGGCUCGGAGAGGUUUCUAGAGGGAUGCUGUGAAGUUUGUGAGCUCCACGAAUCAUCCGCAAAGUCAGGAUUACUAUUAGCUGAAAGGAACCCAGGAAUCCAAACAAACUUCUGUAUUGUUUAAUUGAUUUUAGUUUCAUCGUCUGCAAUCGUUAUUUGAAUCUACUGAUCGACCUUUGUUCUAGGAGGGUAUUAGAGAGAUGAAGGGAUCAUCUUUGUACGUUUUCAUCCUCCUGGCAUGCAUCAUUCUCCAUGGUAACGCCGAUGAUAGCUCGGAGGGACAGGGGACUGAUGAGAGCUCGGAGGAACAAGUUCCAGUGCAAGACAGGAAUUGUCCAAGAUAUUGUCAACAGAACCCUUCUCGGAGUUUAACUGUAUGUGGGAGCAAUGAUCAAACUUAUAGAUCGGCAUGUUUCUUUCGGCAACACGCCUGCGCAGUAGGAGCUACUGGUUACUGGUACAUAGCAUAUGUAGGAGCCUGUAUGAGACGGCAGCCGGUAACACCGAAAAGAGUCCCCACUACAAGGAGACGACCCAUCACUGCCGGGGUUACUCAAGCUCCUAUCACGACUAGGAAGACGACGACGAGGAGAACGACUACGACAACGACCACCACGGCAGCUCCCGUGGUGACGACACCCAUCCCAUGUCCACCGACGUGUGAGCUGGUCCUGGAACCUGUCUGUACUACAGUGGGAACCUAUCAAAACGAAUGCACCUUUAACUGGGUACGAUGUCAAGGUAUCAUAUCACCGACUGAAAGCAUUCUCUACAGGGGCUAUUGUUUAGAUACAUCGACGGCGGGCCCAUGAUCACGGAAGUACUAAUUAACAGCGAUGGUCGAAGUCCGACGGGACUCUAAAAAAACUGUCCUUCCAGCUACAAUAGAUCAUUUGGGCUCUUUCCAAAUCGCCUGAUUCAAGGAACACCGGGGUUCGGAGGUUACAAUGGAAAAGAGGAAUGACUGCAUGGGUGUGUUUAUGAGGGCACGGUGUGGAUUUGGGAGGGUGUAUGUCUGGGGUGGGGGAGAGGGGUGCUAUCUUGUGAAGUUGGCAGAUUAGCUUGACAAAAAUGAUUAGGGCAUCCCAUCUUAUUAAGAGUUGGGGUGGAUUCAAGUGUUUUUUUUAAAUAAUGGCUGCCUAUUUAGUCUUUCAGGGUCUUGAAGAAGAAAAAAAAAAUUGAAAUUGAUAUUAACUCUUUUUCAUAUAGGACCUAACGCAAAUCUCACUUGCAAUAAAACACUUGAACAUUCGAUUAAGGUACGAGGAAUGAUUGGAAGGGAAUAUAAUAAAUUGAAUGCCAUGAAUGGAAUGAUUGAAGAACAAAAUACAAAACGUAGGCGAACACAUAAAAUAAUUUUCCUUUGAUUAUAAUGGCUUGAUGGCUAUUACAAUUAUUUUGUAUCAGAGGUGAUUACGUUUGUACAUCUUUUUUUUAUGAGGAUGAAGUCCUGCAAAAUAAAUUUGAGUGCGAUGUGGAUUUCUCCAAAUCAUUCAAAAUUGUAAUAAUAUGUCUACAGGAACAACCCUACUUUGUAUGUUCACAUGGUACAUUAUUGACAAUUGAGGAGCAUAAGGCAUAUUUCCGAUCAUAAUUUUGGUGGUUUGAACAAAACCAUAAUUUUAUAUUAUGCUAGGAAUGUACUGUAUGUUAUUGAAUAUAAUGUAUAUAGAUAUAUUUUUUAAAUGUAUAUAUAUAUAUCUUGAUGAAGUCGAAUAAGCCUAAGCAAUGUAAGAUGAUCGAUAUGUCUUUCAACAGAACACACUUAAAAAAAACAUUCUGAUGAAUAUCACGACACUGGGUUCAUAACGUCACACUAACAGCUUCGUAAACUGAUAAAACCUCCGUUGCAGUGUUUGAUGUUAUAAACACAAUUUAGUUCAUUCGCCAAUUUCAAUUAAUGGUACAAGCACAUUCGCCCACCAUAUUUUCUUUCUAAAAAAUAAUCAGGCAGGGAUAUGCGUUUGUUUGUUUUAUGGUGAUGGUUUUAGCUGAUAUGUAUAAUCACAAGACCAAAAACCAAAACCAUUCUUACUGUUUAUCAAGUUCAUGGCCGGACGGACGCAUAAUUCCUCUAUCAACAAAUAGGAAUUAAGAGCACCACAAUAUCAUGAAUGACGAUGUCGUGAAUGUGAACAUAGAAGGUAAACGGUGUGAACUCAUCUUUUUAGUUCACAAUGGUGUGUUCAAAAUCGACACUGUGUCAAAUGAGGAGCUUGAACUUCGUGGUUCUCUUUUUGGUUGACUCGUGUCACGCUUUGUGUACAGUAUUUUUACAUUAUCAGAAAUAUGAAAGUGCUUUAAUUCGCUAAUCGUAUACUGCGAAGUUUGAACUGUGUUUACAAUAUAGGGCUUUACACUGUGUUGUUGUAUGGGUACACUAGUGCCCUUUGGUAAGGCAUUAAUCCUCAUCGCCAGGUCCCUCGGAGAGGACCUAAAGCCGUCGGCCGUCUGGUUGCUUACUUACAAGCAUUUAUGCUUUCUAAGCAGUCAGGUAAAAUAACCACCAUCACCAUCACUAUGAGUAUGAACACUUUGGCUUCACGUUGCCAAGACGAUGAAAGUGUUUCAAUUUGCUUCUUUGUCUUACUGGGGAGUUUGAACUUACUAGUUCGAUGUGUGGUCACUGUUUGUCAUACUGUACGUGCUUACAAUAUACACUGUCAUAUUUUAGUGCGGAUAUAUACGGAGUGAACACGGUGUGCUCACAUUUUCAAUAAUAUGAGGCAGAUUUACGUAAUACACUUUUGAUGAAAUAGGAAGGUAAAAGGAUCAUUACUUUGCAUCAUGGGAUAAACCAGGACUUCACCGGUUUUAUCUUACAGCGAAAGACCAUUAUAACAGUUAAACAAGCUGCCUCAGUGUUUUGAAUUUCGCUCCGAAGUCAUACAGAGCGCAAAUUUGAAACACAGCAGUGCUGAAAAUGUGAACAUACAUGUUCUGUGUUUAAACAUUCUCUCUAAACCAUCGAUGUUUCAUACUCUGUCACAUAGUGAAAAGAACCACGGAAGAACAGUCUUGUCUCUAUGACUUGACUGAAAAGGGUGUCCUUCUGACUUCAUUAUUGUCUUCUUCUUUUUUUUACAUUGCAUAUUAUGUUUGUUUAAGUGUUUAUUUAUAUUAUGUUGUAAAUUUUCUGUAUAUAUAAUAUCAUGUUUUUAUUGUGAAUUCAGAGAAAAAUAAAUCAAAUCAAAACCGUUUGAUAACGCUACAUAG
Molecule: messenger RNA, 3372 nt
Organism: Strongylocentrotus purpuratus (purple sea urchin)
Lineage: Eukaryota; Metazoa; Echinodermata; Echinoidea; Camarodonta; Strongylocentrotidae
Exons: 4
Coding region: 357-968 (203 amino acids)
Molecular function (GO): protein binding
Source: RefSeq, a predicted model, not a curated record